Molecule: messenger RNA, 1008 nt
Organism: Aspergillus welwitschiae
Lineage: Eukaryota; Fungi; Ascomycota; Eurotiomycetes; Eurotiales; Aspergillaceae
Product: uroporphyrinogen-III synthase HEM4
Exons: 2
Coding region: 1-1008 (335 amino acids)
Biological process (GO): uroporphyrinogen III biosynthetic process
Molecular function (GO): uroporphyrinogen-III synthase activity
Source: RefSeq, a predicted model, not a curated record
AUGACCUCCCCAGAGAAUACCAAUAAACCUCCCAUCAUCCUGCUCAAAACCAAAUCCACCCCCCACGACAACUACUCCGACUACUUCCACCAACCCACCAGCGACUACAAUCCCACCUUCAUCCCGGUCCUCUCGCACAACUUCCACACCGAGAGACUACGCUCCAUCCGCGCGCUCUUCACCUCCGGAGCCCUCCUCCCUCCCCAAUCCCAAGAUAAAGAUAAACACCAUGCUCGAAAAUACGGCGGCCUAAUCUUCACCAGCCAGCGCGCAGUCGAAGGCUUCGGCAGAGUACUUGCCGAACUUGAUGAUGACCCCUCAGCAAAACAAACAAUAGCUUCCUCCUCCACAAACCUCCCAAUCUACACCGUCGGGCCCGCAACCCACCGCUCCCUGACCACCAUCGUGAACACCUAUUUACCGCACGCGAGCAUCCACGGCGCGGAUACAGGGAAUGGAGAGGCAUUAGCGAAGUUCAUUCUCCAACAUUAUAAUUCUCUCUACACUACUACCCCGUCAGACACUAAUGGGGAUGUGUCGAAGCCACCGUUGCUUUUCCUUGUUGGCGAGCAACGACGGGAUAUUAUCCCGCGGACACUUAUGAGCUCGGAGCUUGUCCCGGAACAACGCAUUGGUGUGGAUGAGGUGGUUGUGUAUGAGACGGGGGUGAUGGAGGGGUUUGAGGGGGAGUUUAGGGGGGUUGUUGAGCGGGAGAGGGAGGUUAUGAAGGGUGAUAGUAAUAGGGUGGUGUGGGUGGUGGUGUUUUCGCCGACGGGGUGUGAGGGGAUGUUGAGGGGGUUGGGAUAUUUUGAUAAUAAGGGUGGUAAGGGUGAUUGGGGGGAUAAGGGUGAUCGAAGUUUCUUUGUUGCGACGAUUGGGCCGACGACGAGGGAUUAUUUGAGGAAGGAAUUUGGGUUUGAGGCGGAUGUUUGUGCGGAGAGGCCGAGUCCGGAGGGAGUGGGAGAGGGGAUUGAGAGGUUCAUGAGGGAGAAGAAGAAUCUAUCUUGA